UUAGUUUAGUUACCAGGAUUCGAAAACGAGGCUAUUACAUCUUUCAGUGGAAAAAUGGAGGAACUAACAGAAUAUCUUGCCAACGCUGCUUGCAAUAGAAUUGGUAAAACAAUAGAGUCAAAAGAAUCAGAGUUUAAGCCUAUAGCAAUUAAAUACAACGUGUGUUACAUUGUGGCAGCAGUGAUAAUCAGAGAUUCGUCAGUGCUCAUGAUGAGAGAAUCGAAAAGGAGUUGUUAUGGCCAAUGGUAUUUGCCAGCAGGGCAGAUGGAAAGAGAUGAAUCAAUUGAGGAGGCUGUAAAGCGAGAAGUAAAAGAGGAGACAUUGGCAGAUGUCGAUGUUCUUAGUCUGCUUUCAGUGGAGAGCAGCGGACCAUUUUGGUUUAGGUUUACGUUUGCAUGCAAGUGCACCAAUGAUACUCUGAAAACCCCAGAUCAAGAGGAUGAACAUUCAAUAGAAGCAAGAUGGAUCCCGAUAUGCGAUGUUUUGGCGGGAGAUCAAGUGGAUUUAAGGUGCACAGAUAUAAUACCGCUCAUUCGGAAUGGUGAUUCAUGGUACAAAACAAAGCUGUCAGUCCAGGAGGCAUAUCUGUUGCCAACACUCAAGCCACAUGCCGUUUGCAUUGUCAGAGUGUACCUUAUUUCUGCUGGAAAAGAUAGCCUUUACAUGUUCCUUGGAAAGUCAGGUCAUUUCACCGAAAAGAUUAUUUAAUCUGCGGAUGGUGACCUUAAGAGUGCCAUUCUCGCCAUUUUGCAGACUAGCGGCUUUGUUGGUUCUUUCACAAGUCAUGGAGUUAUUUCUUUGGAGCACACUGGCAAAGAGUUUUCAAAGACGGAUGGCUUCAUGUUGCAUGUUCUUGCACAGGCAAAUGAGGAAGUCCCACAACAGGAUUUGCAUCAGUAUUGGGAACUUUUGCAAGAUUCUCAAUUGUGCAGCUCGCUCAGAAAUAUCAUCGAAAAAUGUUUAUGUGCCCCUUUUUUAUGAUACACUGUAAGAUUAUUCAUUUAUGUACCUUGAUGAUUUUGAAUUUAUCUAGACGCAUUUCAAUCAAGAUGCUUUCUUCAGCUUAUAUUAAAGGCGUCUUUUAUCUAAUAUCUUUUUGUGAAACUGCUAUUUGAAUAUAUUGCUUUUUCAUAAAGGACUGCUCUGGACAUAUUGGAUAAAAACGCUACUUUUUACAGCAUUACAAACAGUAAGCGCAUUGGCUACAGGUUUCAAAACGGCCUAAUUGCUUGUUGCAUUUCACUUCUUUUAGAAAGAUUACUUUAAUUACUUCUGUUUGGUUUUGGAAAAAAAUUAUAAGCAUAUGCAACUAAAGCUUCAUUUCUAAUGCUUUUUGUUGACAUCUCAGAAUAUAAUAAGUAUAGUGAUACUUUUUUAGAGUCUACCGCAUUUAGUAUUAAUUAUUCUAUCAAUGCUGCGGGAAACUGGCAUGCAUAAUGCACCGUUUUAUCUCAGUUUAACAACAGCAACCCCAGUAAAUAAAAUGAGGCUCACGAGUGCGUGUGUAGGGAAUGUCAGCUUUCUUUUCGUGGAAAUUAAUGGGUAUCUUCAAUUGAAAGAAGUAGCCUUAAAGCUAAUAGGAAACAAUGAAGGGUUCUCGUUUUUGACUGAAUUCACAUUCACGUUAUUCAGCAAGAAACUUUAAAUUUAUUGAAUAUAUUUGUUAACACUAAAGGAGAAAGGGGUUCGUUGGAAAAAUUACAAGAAUUCGUACUCGAGUCGAAGCUAGAUGAAGUUUACAGAGCAAUGUAGCCCAGGGGCGUCGUGGCGAUUGAAUUCUAGAGGGGGCAAGAAAGAAACAUUUUCGACAAAUUUUUUUUGAUUAAUUCUACUUAAAUAGAAGCAUUUCAUGCAAGUGUAAGGGCAGGGCAGAAAGGCUCAUAACUUGGUUUUGUGGAAAUAUAGAAUUUUCUUUACAGAAGUGAAUUGUCCCUCGAGAUUACGAUAAAUACUUUAGUGCAAGUAAUUUAUGUUGCUAAAAUUUUGAGAACUACCCACUGCUCAAUUCUAGGAAUACUCCGGAAAAAAUGAUUUCAUCCGAAAAUCUAUCAAAUUUUGAAAGCAGAGGGGGUCACGGUCCCUCCUGCCUCCCCUGCCUCCCCU
Molecule: messenger RNA, 2103 nt
Organism: Rhopilema esculentum
Lineage: Eukaryota; Metazoa; Cnidaria; Scyphozoa; Rhizostomeae; Rhizostomatidae
Product: 8-oxo-dGDP phosphatase NUDT18
Molecular function (GO): 8-oxo-dGDP phosphatase activity; 8-oxo-GDP phosphatase activity
Source: RefSeq, a predicted model, not a curated record